AUGUUUGCUACUAGUACGCCUACUGGAAGUGGGGCUGCAUCGGCAAGCAAUAUCACUGACGAGAAUGCGGAGACUGACGUCGAGGGUGAAAUUGAAAGUUCAUGCGACGAGACUGAUCAGGAUGAGGCUCCUACCGAGGCCGACAUAAUGAAUGUCACAGUGGAACUCGUGUUUAACGAGUUGCCAAGUCAUCUCAUUUACAUUUCUGACGACUAUGAAACCACGACACUUUUCGAUCGUGAGACUCUGGUCGAUCUGAUCCGUCCGGAAUUGAUUAGGGCCUGCAAGGAUGUCCCCAAAGACAAACUUCCUGAUGUGGUCAGGCAGAAGCUGAAAUACGCAGCUCUUUCUCACAGAUGGCUCAGCGUCGGCGAGCCAACAUUUCAGGAAAUGUCCGUGGAAGGAAACCGGUCUACAAGACCUGGGUUUAUCAAGCUCCGUAACUUUUGCCAGAAAGCAAGGGAGUACGGCUGUCGUCUUGCUUGGUCUGACACUUGCUGCAUCAACAAGAGCAGCAGUGCGGAGCUUGAUGAGGCCAUCAGGGCCAUGUUCAAAUGGUACCGCAACGCAGAGAUCUGCAUAGUUUUCCUUGCAGACUCCUCGUCCAUGUCGGACUUCCCGGAGGAAGUAUGGUUCCAACGCGGUUGGACACUUCAGGAGCUUCUUGCCCCUCCACGAAUCAAGUUUUAUGGCAAGCAUUGGGACGAGCUCAGUUGUUCUCGCAACGACAAGGAAGAUCAUUCCAUGUUAGAAGCUCUUUCUCAGGUGACUGGAAUAUCUCGCUGGAAUUUGCUAUAUUUCAGUCCGGGAUUAGUCGACGUUCGCGAGAAAAUGAUCUGGGCGUCCAAGCGGAGGACAACAAGGGUGGAAGACAACGCUUAUUCCUUGAUUGGAAUUCUUAACAUCAGCCUUAAUGUGGCCUAUGGAGAGGGCGAGCGGGCCUUUCGCCGCCUGAUGGAGGUCAUCAUGCAGACCUGUCGAGAAUGGCAGAUAUUUGCAUGGGCUGGUCCGCAUUCCCCAUCUCAGGCCGGCAUUCCCAGUUCUCCUCUGGCAUACUGUGCUUUUGACGAAGCAUCCGCCAGUAUACUUUCACCAGAUUACCGCAUAAUGGAUCGUCCCUCCAAGCUCGGUGACCCUUUUUUUACGAUGACGAAGAGAGGUUUGGAGCUUGAAGUUAUUCUGGUGAAAUUGAUGCUACAACAACCCACACCACGACGGCCGGGAGGAAAACGGAAAAAAACUCAAGCUAUCCGCCUCGUCUCCGACUCUGCGAACUUUCAUGAUGUCACAGCGCGGUGCGACAUUACCUUUCUGCCAUUCUCGCAGUGGGCGGUUGCUAUCGUGAACUACCAAGCUGAUGAAUCUGGAAAGCGUGGUGGCAUCGGAAAACUCAAAUCAACAAAUGACUACCUGUGCUUCGUACUAGGAUCCAGUAUUCAUAGUGCGUACGGAGGGUGGCAAAAGGUCGAGACGCAAAAAAUUGUGAUAAUUCGUACCAAGAGGGAGGUGUACCAACAAGUUACGACGGUGUGGCUUUAA
Suillus clintonianus is the source of this 1539-nucleotide messenger RNA. RefSeq names its product heterokaryon incompatibility protein-domain-containing protein. The coding region runs from base 1 to 1539 and encodes 512 amino acids. The record is from RefSeq and is a predicted model, not a curated record. The transcript has 2 exons. Lineage: Eukaryota; Fungi; Basidiomycota; Agaricomycetes; Boletales; Suillaceae.